AUGAACUUAUUCUCGGAACCCUUGCUCGAUAGUGUCGUUGAUGAAGUGGCGAACCGUGCGAUAAUACUCGGAGACUUGGAUUUUAGUCUAGGUCCGUCUCCCUCCUCGAAUCGUUUCGGCAGGAAAUGCCCUCACUGUACCUACUCGUCCGACUUGAAACUGGAGCUGCAAGCGCAUAUGCGAGAACAUGUGAACGAGCGACGUCACCGGUACUGUUUAUUUUCCGCCGUGACGGGUCCGGAGUUGAGACGCCAUGAACGAACCCACACCGGCGAGAAGCCUUUCAACUGCAAGUAUUGCGGUAGAGCGUUCUCCGAUAACGGGAACCUCAUAAAGCACGAGAAAGCUCUCCAUACAGGAGAUAUGCCAUACAAGUGCCACAUUUGCCCUUAUCGGUCCAUUCGGAGAGGAUUCCUCUUACAGCAUCUUCAGAAGAUUCAUGAUAUAUUCAUGAAUGACAGCGAUAAGCCUCUAUGA
Messenger RNA from Galendromus occidentalis (western predatory mite), 477 nucleotides. Its product is annotated as zinc finger protein 263. Gene Ontology annotation, biological process: regulation of transcription by RNA polymerase II. Bases 1 to 477 code for a protein of 158 amino acids. Gene Ontology annotation, cellular component: nucleus. The record is from RefSeq and is a predicted model, not a curated record. Gene Ontology annotation, molecular function: DNA-binding transcription factor activity, RNA polymerase II-specific. NCBI's taxonomy places the organism in Eukaryota, Metazoa, Arthropoda, Arachnida, Mesostigmata, Phytoseiidae. The transcript is spliced from 4 exons.